AGAGCCGCAAGGAUGCGCGGGACAGACGCAGGGUCCGCUGCGCCGCGUGCGUCUGCUGGCCCUUCAGAAGCUCCUGCGGACAAGGCGGAAGUGCCUCUGCCGCCCGCUCCCUUCCGGCGCGGUGCUGUCCGGUCAGCUGAGAACCCGAGGUGACUGAUCCUCCGUGGCCGGGAGACGGGCGAGCCCAGGAGUCGCCGCGGGGCCGCUGGAGGCCCUGGGCGCAGACAUGGGCUCUGUGAGCUUUGAAGAUGUGGCUGUAAACUUCACUGUGGAGGAAUGGGCUUUACUAGAUCCUUCCCAAAAGAAGCUGCACAAAGAUGUCAUGGAGGAGACCUUCAGGAACCUGGCUGCUAUAGGAAAAACACAAGACCAGAACAUAGAUGAGGACCAUAGAUAUUCUAGAAGAAAUCAAAGAAAUGACGUUGUGGAAAGACUGUUGGAGCAUAGCAAAGGUACUGAAAGUAAAGAAAUCUUCAGACAGAUUCCAAACACCAUUGUGAACAGGAAAAUUUCUCAUAGAACAAUGCUUAGUGAAAACCCUGUGUACAAGGACAACAUGCUCAUUAGUCAGUCAUCUCUUACUGCAUCUGUGCCUCUUCAGACUCCACACAAACCUCAUGAAUAUGAACCACAUGGAGAGAACCUCUAUAAAUUUGGAGAAUGUGAGAAAGCCUUCAUUUAUCCAGAAUGCUUUCUGAAGCCUGAAGACAGUGACACUAGAAAGAGAUCCUAUGAGUUGAACCAGUGUGAGGAAAUCUUCAAAAGUAAUGAUUACAUUCAAAUACGUGUGAAUGAUGAAACUAGAGAAGAAAUAUGUAUAGAUAAGCAGCAUUAUAAUGCCUUUACUUAUCCUGAUUUUCUUCAGUAUGUUGAAAAGGUCCACACUGGAAAGAAACCCUAUGCAUGUAAACAAUGUGGGAAAACCUUUUCUUUUUUGAGUAACAUUAAAAGACAUGAACGGACUCACUCUGGAGAGAAACCAUACAGGUGUAAUAUAUGUGAUAAAGCCUUCACUUGUUCAACUAACUUUCAAGAACAUGAAAGAACUCAUACUGGAGAGAAACCCUAUUUAUGUACACAAUGUGGUAAGUCCUUUUCUUUUCUGAGUAACAUUCGAAGACAUGAACGGACUCAUACUGGAGAAAAACCAUACAGAUGUAAUGCCUGUGGUAAGGCUUUCAGUUACUUGACAAACUUUCAAGACCAUGAAAGAACUCAUACUGGAGAAAAACCUUACGUGUGUACACAGUGUGGGAAAGCUUUCACUUACUACUAUUCAUUUCAGACACAUAAACGAUGUCACACUGGUGAAAAGCCCUAUGUAUGUAAGCAAUGUGGGAAAGCCUUCAGUUACUACAAUUCCAUUCAAACACAUAAACGUUGUCACACUGGAGAAAAGCCCUAUGUAUGUAAGCUUUGUACUAAAGCCUUUACUACUCUCAGUUCUCUUCGAUAUCAUGAGAGGAUUCACAGUGGUGAGAAGCCCCAUGUAUGUUUGCAAUGUGGGAAAGGUUUCAAUUCUUCCAGUACCCUUCGAAUACAUGAAAGGACUCACACUGGAGAGAAACCCUAUAAAUGUAAGAAGUGUGGAAAAGUCUUUAGUGUGGAGAGUUCCCUCCGAUGCCAUGAAAGGAUUCACAGUGGGGAGAAGCCCUAUGUGUGUAAGCAAUGUGGAAAAGCCUUCACUCGUCAUACCUCCCUUCGAUGCCAUGAAAGGAUUCACUGUGGGGAGAAACCCUAUAUGUGUAAGCAAUGUGGGAAAGGUUUUAUUUCUUCCAGUAACUUUCGAAAACAUGAAUGGACUCAUUCUGGAGAGAAACUCUGUGUAUGUAAACUAUGUGGUAAAGCCUUCACUGGACAUAGUUCACUUCAACGCCAUGAAAGAAUUCACAGUGGAGAAAAACCCUAUGUAUGUAAGCAUUGUGGGAAAGAUUUCUCUUCUUUGAGUGGCUGUCAAAGACAUGAACAAAUUCACACUGGUGAGAAACCCUAUGUAUGUAAGAAUUGUGGGAAAGCCUUUACUAAUCCCAGUACCCUUCGAAAUCAUGAAAGGAUUCACAGUGGUGAAAAACCCUAUGUAUGUGAACAGUGUGGGAAGGGUUUCAUUUCUUUUAGUAAGUUUAGAAUACAUGAACGGAUUCACACUGGAGAAAAACCAUAUAAGUGUAAGCAAUGUGGGAAAGCCUUCACUGGUCACAGUUCCCUUCGACGUCAUGAAAGGAUUCACAGUGGAGAGAAACCUUUUGUAUGUAAACACUGUGGGAAAUCCUUUUAUACUUUAAGUGAUUGUCAAAGACAUGAACAGAUCCACACUGGUGAGAAACCUUUCAUUUGCAAGCAAUGUGGGAAAGCUUUUACCCGGUCCAGUUCCCUUAAAAUACAUGAGAAGACUCACAGUAGAAAUCCCUAAGUGUAGAACACGGAAAGGCAUUCUUAGCAUGACAAUGCAUAGGGCAGAGACCCAGGGCCAUGUUGUCUGUAGGAAUGCCUCUAGUCAUCUUGAUGGCAUUCAAGUAUGUAGUAGUUCAUAGCAUAGUGAGAAGCUCCAACAUGAAGUCAAUAGAGACACAUACCUUAAAUGGAUGUAUAGAGAAGUCUUCAGUUGGCUAACCUCUGAGAAAGUACCCAAUAUCAAGUUGUAUAUCAAAAUUAUCAAAACAGUUUACAAAGAUUUAUGAAAAUUCCUUGAGUAAUCAAAUUCAUUAAUUCUUUUUAAGAUCCCUGUGAAUAAACACUAACUGGUCAAUAAUUCAGAAGAUAAAUCACUAGAAUGUUUACUUCUAAUUUUGACUCUUGUAAAUAAAUUUUCAGAUGACCUAAUCUCUAAGUGUCUUUAAGCAGUAAGGCAUGAAUUUAAUGGGUUGUGUCUUUACAAGUCAUGUACAUUUCCUCUUUCUGUGUUGGAUUCAAAUGAGAUGUAUUCCUAAUAUGUUUUAGAGUAAUGUUAAUGAGCUGUUGAAAAAUGGAAUUUUAUUUUUAGGCUUUCUCUAUUGACAUCAUAUGGGAACUUCUUAUCUUUGAUAUUUUUGUAUUUGUCUUGUUUUUGUUUUGUUGGAUUUUCAUUUGAGUCAGGGUUUUUCUGUGUAGCCCUGGCUACCCUGGAGCUGGUUCCUUAGACCAGACUGGCAUAAAACUUGGAGAUAUAUCCAUCUCUGCUUCCCAAGUGCUGGGAAUAAAGGUGUGUGCCACCAUGCUGGGCUUUAUCUUUGAUGUUUAUGCUGUAUCUUUUCUAUUCUUCUCAUUGUUACUGCCAAAUACUUGAAACAACUUAAGGGGAGGAGGGGAGAAUUUCUUCCCUUCAGCUCACAGUUCAUUAUGGCAAGGAAGUCAUCAAGUACAGGAGUUUAUAUCAUUUUGUGGACACUAGAAACUAGUAUGCAUUAUAAGAAGGACCAGUAGACCAUUUCACAAGCACAGCUUUUCCCAAUGACUUACUCCCUCCAAUUAUGUCAUACCUCCUGCAUAUCACCUCUCCCAACUGUACCUCAUGAACUAGCAGAGGGAGUCCUCUGGCUAGUAUAGAGCCCUGUUGAGCUAAUCAUUUCUGGAAGUGACAAGGGAUAGUUGUGUUACUUUAACCCUAGCAUUGCACAGUGAAGUCCAGUUGAUUUCUCAGAUCAGAUGGCAUUUUGUAUUUGAUGUUUUAUAGUUUGAUAUAUGUUUUCUUGAAGAUUUUGCACACUAUACUUCUGAAAGUUCUGAACUAUUUUGGCCAAUUUACAGAUUAUCAAAUGAAAAGAUAUCUGCAAAUAUCCUACCAUAAUCAUAAGUUAGAUAGCAUAUAUACCUGCUGAUAUCUACCUUUAAUGUCAAGUCAUUGUUGUGUGCUUACAAAUAGUGCUUACCCUCUAUUCCUGAGUUAAUCUCAGGUCAGGCUUGUGUUGUAACUUUGCUUUGUUACUUGUGUUUUACUCAUACACAUAGUUUAAGUGCCUUUUUACCAGAGACUGCAGGGACCUUACUUUUUGUGGAUUAAUAUCUAAUGAAUUAUGCAACCAACUCUGUCUGUAACCAUAAGUGGCCAUGUAUUUUUGUCAUUAAAAUCACUUUCCCCCUUUUAUUCUGUUUUGUUUUUUUAGACAAGCUCUUACUCUGAACCCAGGUGAGCCUGUAAUUCACUCUUAUUUCAAGGAUAACAGGCCCAAGCCAUUACAUCAUGCUUGAAAGUCAUUCUUGUUUAAAUUUCUGAAGGAUUUGUUUUAGAGGGAUCACUUGGUACUGAACAUGAAAUAUCCCCCAUACCACACUGAUAUCAAACAUACUAAGGCACAUGCCUGGCUACACUGUAGGUGUGAGCAUAAAUCUUUAGCACUUGGUAUUUCUUACCCAGAAGGCUGCAAUUGUGCAAUAAAGAGAAACAUAAGUCAUGAGAAGAACUCGGUACAAUUAAUAAGGGCAGUAGUGGUUCUUUUCCAUGUUUCAAAAGUACAGUUUCACCAAGAAGUAUAUAGUAGGUUGAAAAUACAGUUGAUACACUUAAGUUCGAACUCCAGAGCUAAGUUCAGUCCAGCUUCAGUAUGUUCAGACCAUUUCUAUUAAUCUAUAGUUGAAUAAAAGUGUAAAGCGAUGGCUUUUAUAGUAUGUUGAAUAUAUCAUAUGGUUCACCAAAUACGUGUAUUGAAUGGCAUCAGUUUAUGUGCUCCCGAAUCGGUGGUGGCUUACUAUGCUGCUUGAUACUAUCCAACCAGCAUCAUGAGAAACUGUACUUGUAUAUCUCAACUUCAAAUUGACCUCAUCUUGAAAAGUGAAGAUAUCUUCUGUUGUGUGUUUUAUCCCCAGCAUCUUUACAUGAAAAAGUCAAUAGCAAAACCAUCAUGAGUCAAUGAUCACCUUUGCCUCAAUUCAAAUGUGUAAUCCAGCUGUCCCCUGCAUGUAUAUAUACACUGCUUAUAUCUCCUGGGAUUGUAUUGCUUACUUUUGUAUUGCUGUGAUAAAUCAGAUGGAAGAACAA
Messenger RNA from Mus caroli (Ryukyu mouse), 4951 nucleotides. Lineage: Eukaryota; Metazoa; Chordata; Mammalia; Rodentia; Muridae. The record is from RefSeq and is a predicted model, not a curated record.